UUACGCAGCCUUCGCAGUAGUGCCACAGUGCCAAGGCAUCUCCCCUCUUGCGCUUCCCCUCGUGCCCCUCUCCGCCGCUGCCUCCUCCGUUACGUUACGUGUGUUCCUGUGUUACGUGCAGAAGGAUACCCGAUGUCCCGCCAGAUCCCCAUGAUGUACCGCGACCCCUUCUUCAGGGACCGGGACCCCUUCUUCAGGGACAUCUUCUCCGACCGAGACAUCUUCGGCGAGCGGGAGAGGCGCGAACACGUCUUCGACCGGCCGUCCAAGCUCUUCGACCAGCACUUCGGCGCUUCCAUGGCUCCUGACGACGUAUCUGUCCCGAGUUCCUCCCUCUACAUGCGCUCCAGGAGGCCGCCGAAGGAAAGGUCGGGCGUCUCCCAGCUCUCUCAGGAUCAGGAAAAGUUUAUGAUGUGCUUAGACGUGCAGCAGUUCACGCCCGACGAACUGAAGGUGCGAGUGGUCGAGGGCGUGGUCGAAGUGGAGGGAAAGCACGAGGAGAGGGAGGACGAGCAUGGGUCCAUCUCCAGGCAUUUCCUUAGACAUCGCACUGACCUCCGCCCCCCCCAACAGAAGCUGGAGCCGCCCCCUCCGUCCCAGCGCGACGUGCCUAUCAAGAAGAGUGAUGACAAGCCCUAGGGAAUCGACCGUGCUGAUGAGCCUGAGCCGAGUGAUGAGUUGAUGAUGUGAUGAUGAGGCUGAAAUAAUUGUCUUUGGGGAUAUUAUGAAGUUUAUGUAGGGUUUAUUUUAUGCAUAGUGUUUAUUUUAGAAGAAAAGGGCUUUUUUUUAUUUUUGGUUUAUUCUGUGUGGGGCGUUUGUUUGUUUGUUUGUUUUCUUCUGCUUCUUAUUCUUGUUUAUUCUCCUUUUCCUCCUUCUUCUUCAUCUUUAUCGCAGUGUCACUCUCUCAGCUCUUUGGCUCAGUGUAACUCCUACGCACUGCUAUGUAGGCCUAUCCACUAUUUCUUUAAUGUUUCAUUUCAUUAAUACAACUAACACAAGAAAAGUAGUCUACACACUCUACGACUAUAAUUUAAUAACUACAGGAUUUUGCAUGAUUUACCUCGCUGUUUAAAUCACCAUAGUUGUCUAAAAGAGGUUUUGUUGAAAGCAAACUGUUAAGUCACGCCGUCUGUUUCCCGUAUUCUAUUUAUAUUUGCAUUACUAUUCCUUUCCUCUUAUGUUUUUUUGUGUUUUUAUUCUAUCUCUCUCUAUACAUAUCUGUUUUCGAAUCAUAUCAUCCUUAAUUCUGUAUCCUCGUGCUUUAUAUAAAAAAGUACUGUAAUUGUUAUUGUAAAGGAAAAUAUGGUAACUUACACGUAACAUUCAGCUUUGCCGAAUCUAUUAAGAGAAUUGAUUAAAAAUUGUUGUUGAAAAUAGCAAAUUCUAAUGAAAAGAACGUAAAAAAUAAUAAAUACGUGUAAAAAAAGAGUAUUAAGUGUCAGCUGAUUAGAAAAAAAAACAAGUGAUUUAGCGAAUCGAAGUUGUCCAGAGCCCGGCUUGAGUUGCCAGUUUUUUUUUACCCCUAUUACUAUAGUAUUUUUCAAGCAAAAAAAAAGCUGGUUAGUCAUUUUAGCCUUCUUUGUGUAUUCCUAAUACGCUUAAUUAUUUAAACAUCAUUACAUCGCUGUAUUCUACAUCAAUAGAUUAUUUCACCCGAUUCUUUGCCACCGAUUAAUCUCUUCUCCUUUACAAUAUUGCUAAUUAGUAUACACAUGUAUUUUCGUAGAUAUUUGUAUGUCACUCAAUCUAAAUGCUAACGCCGAGGCUUUAUCUUACGUAAUGCAGCCAUCUGUACAAGCCAAGUAUAGGAAAUACCAUUAAAAUUUCGCUAAUGUAUACUCUAAUAAACUAAAAUCAUA
This is a messenger RNA of Penaeus indicus, 1859 nucleotides long. Its product is annotated as alpha-crystallin A chain-like. Bases 133 to 639 code for a protein of 168 amino acids. Lineage: Eukaryota; Metazoa; Arthropoda; Malacostraca; Decapoda; Penaeidae. Gene Ontology annotation, biological process: protein refolding; response to heat. The transcript is spliced from 5 exons. The record is from RefSeq and is a predicted model, not a curated record. Gene Ontology annotation, cellular component: cytoplasm; nucleus.